AUGAAGCCUGUUGGUUGUUGGAAUGCAAUGAUUGUAGGUUUAGCUGUUCAUGGUAACUCCAAGGAAGCUUUAGAAUUGUUUGCUUCCAUGGAAAAAAGGAUUGAUCAGGCUAGGCCUAAUAGGAUUACAUUCAUAGGUGUGUUAAUUGCUUGUAGCCACCAGGGUUUGGUGGAUAAGGGAAGGGAGUACUUUUACCGGAUGAUCAACGAGUACAACAUUGUGCCUGACAUAAAACACUAUGGGUGUAUGGUGGAUCUGCUUAGCAGGUGGGGAUUCGUGGAUGAAGCGCACCAGAUCAUCAAAACUAUGCCGUUUGAUGCAAACUCCGUUUUAUGGAGAACAUUGUUGGGUGCUUGUAAGAUAUAUGGAAAUAUGGAGCUGGCAGAGGAAAGCUUCAAGCGGCUUACUGAGUUGGAACCUCUUACUGAUGGGGAUUUUAUUCUGCUAUCAAAUGUUUAUGCAGAAGCAGAGAGAUGGAAUGGUGUGGAAGCAGUCAGGAAUGAGAUGAUAGAUGUGAAAGUUCCAAAGAAACCUGGCUUUAGCCAGAUUUAA
Messenger RNA from Carica papaya (papaya), 552 nucleotides. The record is from RefSeq and is a predicted model, not a curated record. Lineage: Eukaryota; Viridiplantae; Streptophyta; Magnoliopsida; Brassicales; Caricaceae.